Molecule: messenger RNA, 1575 nt
Organism: Aspergillus puulaauensis
Lineage: Eukaryota; Fungi; Ascomycota; Eurotiomycetes; Eurotiales; Aspergillaceae
Product: putative cytochrome P450
Exons: 8
Coding region: 1-1575 (524 amino acids)
Molecular function (GO): iron ion binding; oxidoreductase activity, acting on paired donors, with incorporation or reduction of molecular oxygen; heme binding
Source: RefSeq, a predicted model, not a curated record
AUGCUAACCGAUAUCCUUAAAUCUUCCUUCCAAAAUUACACGCUCGAUAAGGUGUUCUGGUCUUUUGUCGAGUUCUGGAUUGCAUGGCAAGUAUCUGGGUGGAUAUGGAUGCGUUGGAAUUGCCCGAAAGGAGUCUAUAUCGGUGGCACCUCACCACUUUACGGAAGCUGGCUUACCAGCCUUGAAUUUGUCGUCGAUGGCGCUGGUAUCAUUGCAGAUGUCUACCACAGACUUGGCAGGAACCACUCCGCAUUUGCUAUCCCAGCUUUGGGCGAGUAUCAGACACUGGUCACGACGGAGACGCAUAUCAGAGAACUUGGAAGAUGUACCGAGCAUAUCCUAUCUUUCAAUGAGGCCAUGGACCAGAGACUAAGAUACAAAUAUACUAUGUUCGGGUUCGACGAUAACGGGAUCGACCCGCAUCAUAGCCUCGUUACGCGAGUUCUCAAGGUCUGUCUGCGAACCGCCGUCCCUACGCUGCAGAUUGAAUUGCAAUCGCCGAUACGUAUGACAAUGCGAAAGACGAUUUCAGAGUCCCUGGCCGCGGUGGGAUCGCCAGGCUGGAAGCAAGUCAACGCUGUAUCUCUAGCCAGGGAGGUCACGAAUCGCGUUAACAACCACGUCCUUGUGGGCGAAGAUCUUGCUGCGAACCCCGGUUUCCACAAGGCCUCGCUCCGUUAUAACCAGGAUGUUGUUAUUGCGAUGGAGCUCUGCAGACAUGUUCCGUCACUGCUUGUCCCGGUCGUGGCGACUGCGACGAUGGGGUGGAGUGGCGCUAUGAAACAGGUAGCUGGCUACCUGACCGGUUCGAUUGAAGAGCGUCUCCUCGAAGCCGCUGAUCGAAAGCAUGUCAAGAAGCGGUGCGAUGGUAUCCAAUGGGUCAUGGACUGUUCGCGGACACCCGCGCAGCAGACGGUACUGAGAAUGGUACAACAGACGAUUGCCCUAAUGUUUGCCUCAGCUCAUCAGAUACCAAUGGCGCUUAUCUAUGCGAUCUACAAUCUGUGCAUCUACCCCCAGUAUAUCGAGCCUCUCCGGAGGGAGAUCGAACAGGUCCAACGGACGAAAAAAUUUGAGGAACAAUUCAACCACAUGCCUUUGAUGGAGGGCUUUCUCAGAGAGUCGGGUCGCUUGAAUCCCCUUGAUGCGUUGAGUAUCCAGCGAAAGGCCCUGAACCCGUAUUCAUUCUCUGGAAAUGGGCCACAUCUUGCGGCUGGGAGCUUGGUUGCCGUUCCUCAGGAAGCCCUCAUGAGAGAUUCGACGCUCUAUGCCAAAGCUAAUAAGUUUAACGGUUUUCGAUUUGUGGUUUUUGACGAGAAGAAUGAGCAGGGGGAAACUAUUCCAAGGGCUUGUCCGAAGUUCACCGAUGUUAGUUGGAAAUAUCCCUACUGGGGAUCCGAGAAGCGAGCCUGUCCCGGGCGAUGGUAUGUCUCGAGAGUCCUCAAGCAGAUCCUAAUGAACCUGAUCAUGGACUACGACUUCAAAUUGGCUCAGGAUGACAGCCCUGCCAGCUUUAUUUGGACAACAGCAAUUGUGCCUCACCAUCGUAUGACUGUUUUGAUGAGAGAGAAAUAG